Molecule: messenger RNA, 2142 nt
Organism: Hansenula ciferrii
Lineage: Eukaryota; Fungi; Ascomycota; Saccharomycetes; Phaffomycetales; Wickerhamomycetaceae
Gene: NUP84
Product: Nup84p
Exons: 1
Coding region: 1-2142 (713 amino acids)
Biological process (GO): mRNA export from nucleus; regulation of DNA-templated transcription; post-transcriptional tethering of RNA polymerase II gene DNA at nuclear periphery
Cellular component (GO): nuclear pore; nuclear pore outer ring
Molecular function (GO): structural constituent of nuclear pore
Source: RefSeq, a predicted model, not a curated record
AUGUCUUCUGAUAUUGAGGGCUCUCAUGCCUCUGAGCUUCAGGAUCCAGUUAUUUUAGCCAAAUUUGCUGAUACAUUGAAGGAUUUCAAACAAAACAAUACUAAAGAUGUUUUUGAUAUUGUUAAAGAAUAUAGAUCAAUAGCUGCUUCAAAAGCUUACGAGGUAGCAUCAGAUGAAGAUUCGAAAGUGGAAUAUCAAAAUUGGGAAUUAGAAGCUAAACUUUGGCAUCUUGUUGAUUUGUUGAUUAGUUAUCGUAAUUCUGAAAAAGCUGAAAUGGUACCAACAUAUACAUUCAGUUCCAAUAUUGUUCAUGAAAAAAACUUCUAUACAGAAAGUGAUAAAUUAGGUGAAAUAUGGUUACUUAUAUUAUGGAUACAAGAAGGUGCAUUAGAGCCUGAAAGACCGAAUUUGUCAACUUCAAAGUGGCUAAAUACACAAUUGUCCAAUACACUAGAGAAUUUAGAUAGUGAUGCUUCGUUACGUCUUAAUAAACCAAUCAAUCCAAAAGAUCAAGAAGAAGAUACUGUGUUUUUCAAGUAUGUGUUUGAAUUAAUGCUUGCAGGAAGAUUUGAUGAAGCACAAGCUGAAUGCACAAGAACAAAUAAUUGGACUUUAAGAAUGAUAUUGGCAGGAUUGAAUGAAUUUUUAGACCCUGUUGUUGAUAAACAAAUGAGUGAAUUAGACGAAAAAACACAAGGUAUCAAAAGAAAAGCUCUUUGGAGAAGAACUGUAUAUUUACUUUCUAAAAACGAAGGGCUUAAUGAAUAUGAACGAGCAAUUUAUGGAUAUUUAAUUGGUGACUUAAGUCCAUUGAAGUUAACAAAUACUUGGGAUUCACAACUUUUGGUUUAUUUGAAUCACAUUUUAACAAGUGAAAUUGAAAGCACAUUAAUUGAUAAUGGUAAAAUUAAUAAUGAAGAUUUAAUUUUAACAAUCCCAAGAAGUGAGUUAUCGGUUCAAGAUGUUUUAAAUUCUGUAUCACAAAGAUUAAAAGAUGAAAGUGAACAUCCAUUACGUGUCCUUAUAGCUUCAGUAAUAUCAAACAAAAUAAGUCCAAUCAUUCACUCAUCAUUAAGUCUUGUUGGAAGUGUUAUGCUGGGUAUUGAAGAAUCAAAUGAAAUUUUUUCAGAGCCAUAUGCUUUAAGAGUUGUGACACAUUUAGCAAUCUUCAUUUCAUUAUUACAUCCAGAUGCAGUUAGUAAUGAGGAUAAAUUCAAAUUAUUGACUACAUAUAUAUUAAUUCUUAGAUUAUAUGAACAAUAUGAAUUAAUUCCGAUUUAUAUUUCAUUUUUAACCGAAACUGAAGCAAGAGAUGUUUAUUCAUUAUUUUUAAUUGAUUUGUUUGAUCCAGAAGAAAGAUCUAACCAGUUAAAAUUAAGCAGACAAUACAAUUUACCAUUAGAAAAUAUCUUAAAGAGAACCGUGGAAAGAGUUUUCAGCACUACAGAAGAACACUAUCAAAUCAAUUCAGGUGUGACUUUACAAGAAACGGAUGAAAUUGAUAACAAAUUGAUCAGAGGUGUUGAAUGGUUCAUUGAAGCUAAGAUGUAUUCUGAUGCUAUUCAUGCAAGUAUUUCACUAUUUAGAAGAUUUCUCUUAACAGGUAGAACAAAGGCAGCUGAAGAAUUCGCAUCGAGAAAUCCAUUACCACAACUGUUGAAAAAUUAUGAUGUUGAACAAUAUGGUGUUCUUGCUGAUGAAACAGUUUCAGAUAAUGAAAGAAAUGAAUUAUUACAGUAUGAUGCAUUAAUUAGAGGUCUUUCAAGUAUAAAUGCUUUUGCUAAUAGACCUAAAGUUAAUGGUCCAAUCGCUAAUAUUGAAUAUAUCAACACAAUUGUACAACAAUUACAUUCAUUAAUUGAGUCAUUAUUUCUGGAAUUAUCAUAUACUGAUUAUGAAACCCAAAUCAUUCAAGAAUUACGUUCUUUAUAUAUACCAUAUUUGAUUAUUCAAUUGCACAACAUUUACGUUGAUGGUAGAAAAUAUAGAAACUCAUAUCUUAAAGAUGCAUUAGAUUUGGUUAAUGUUGUUGCAAGUGAAAGUUCUAAAUUUUAUACAUUAUUUCAAAAUUGUGGUAGAUUGCAGGAGUAUUUGAAACUUAUUGCUGAUUGUGCUGCAUUGGCUGCUGAUGAUGGUUAUUAA